Molecule: messenger RNA, 915 nt
Organism: Blastocystis hominis
Lineage: Eukaryota; Bigyra; Opalinata; Blastocystidae
Exons: 3
Coding region: 1-915 (304 amino acids)
Source: RefSeq, a predicted model, not a curated record
AUGUGCGGUAAGCCAUGCAGUGGCAAAACAACGUAUGCAAACCAAAUUGCGGAAUACAUACGUGGUAAAAAUAAAGAGGUGACAAUUAUUAAUCUGGAAUCGCUGAAAUUAGAUCGUUCGAGUGCGUAUGGAACUGCUUUCGACGAGAAGAACACUCAUGAAGUAAUAAAAACCCAAGUAUCCCGAAUUCUAAGAAGUGACAAUUACGUUAUUCUGGAUACAAUGAAUUUUAUCAAAGGAUACCGCUACGAGAUGUACUGCAUUGCUCGUUGCUGCAAAUCCACGCGUUGUGUGGUUUGGGUCGAUACUCCUAUCAGUGCGAUCGAGUCUUUCAACCAAUCCUGCUCCCACUACUCCAACGAAGUGCUCCAAGAUCUUGCAUGCCGCUUCGAGCCUCCUUCCCCUCUCACUCGCUGGGACACUCCUCUCUUCCGCGUGUGUGCUGUGGAGGAAUCGUCGAUUUUCGAGAAUCCGGACGCGACAGCGGACAGUUUGCGAUUGGGCCUCGACAAACAGAGCACCGUGAACGUUCCCGUAACCAAGGAAGUACCGAUGGACGCGUUGUGGGAGAGUCUGACGUCGACGAAGUCCAAAUCGAAGCAUGUCGCUGUGAAUCCGCCAGCAGAGCAGCUGAACACUGCGGACUAUGUGGGGUUUGUGAAUAGUAUUACGGAUACGAUCGUGAAGGACAUUAUUAAGGAGCAGACGAUGAAUGGAGGGCUGAUUGGAAGCAAGAUCCAUGUGUCAGGAACGUCGACGUUCGUGGUGCUGAUGAAACGAGUCACGCUGAUGCAGCUGAAGAACUGGAGAAAGCAGUUCUUGAGUAUUAUUUUGAAACAGCAGAUUAAUCAAGACCAAGUGGCUUCAUCUUUCGUUACAUUUAUAAAUACACAAUUGAAGGAAUGGGUUGUUUGA